AUGGAGGUGGGAGACAGGGGGCACGGCGCCAACGCGGAGAGGAAGGAUUCGGAAGGCGAGCUGCUAAAGAUCUCACGGAGCACGCGGAUCUCGCUCCCGUCUCGCAGCGUCUGUCACCGUCAAUUAGUGAGCGAGCGCGAGGCGGAGAUGUCCCGGAGCAGUGCGCGCCUCCCUCCUGCGCCUCCCUCCUGCGGCUCGCUCCUGCGCCUCCCUCCUGUGCCUCCCUCCUGCUCCUCGCUCCUGCGCCUCCCUCCUGCGGCUCGCUCCUGCGCCUCCCUCCUGCGCCUCCCUCCUGCGCCUCCCUCCUGCGCCUCGCUCCUGCGCCUCCCUCUUGCGCCUCCCUCCUGCGCCUCCUGCUCCUCUCCCCCUCACAGGCUCCUCUCCUGA
Messenger RNA from Knipowitschia caucasica, 387 nucleotides. The record is from the annotation of a GenBank genome assembly. Lineage: Eukaryota; Metazoa; Chordata; Actinopteri; Gobiiformes; Gobiidae.